Thunnus maccoyii (southern bluefin tuna) is the source of this 2213-nucleotide messenger RNA. RefSeq lists its product as uncharacterized. Bases 766 to 1611 code for a protein of 281 amino acids. The transcript is spliced from 9 exons. NCBI's taxonomy places the organism in Eukaryota, Metazoa, Chordata, Actinopteri, Scombriformes, Scombridae. The record is from RefSeq and is a predicted model, not a curated record. Gene Ontology annotation, cellular component: membrane.
UGCUGGUCCUGAAUAUUAGCAGCUACAGUACUGCUGUUUCUCAGCCGGCAUUAACUACCUUCUAUUGCUAGCUUAGCAUGAGAUGCUAAAUGGCCACUGACCCAAUCACACAAUGGAGUCUGACCUCCCAAGGAAAACAACACAACAGCAAAGGUACCUUCAACUAUCUCAUUACACAGUCAGAGGCACCACCUGGUGGUGUAACUAGGUACUGCAGCAAAACUACAGAACAUUUUCUGACAUCUAUUGUCCUUAUAUCUUUUGCUAAAUCAUGUUGCAUUUAUUAGUGGAACACUUUUUUUUUUUUUUGCUUUCAUUUGUUUGUUUUUUUCCAUUUUAUCCAUUUUAUCAGCCUGUUGGUUUUUGACCUCUUCUGUUACAUCUGUUUUAUUGCUUUGAUCUGGAUUAUGUACUGUUAAAAUUAAUCAAUAACCCAUUAAUCAUUGACAUCCCUACUCAGUAUGUUGUUUGUUGUGUCUAUCCAUUUUCAUAUUGUGGCUGUAAUGAACACUGCAGCCAGUGGGGGGCACUGUAUAAUUGGUGUUUUUCUUGUUGAACCUGCAGAUUUGAUGAGGUCUGACAGCGACAGAGCCACACCUCGCCUCUCUGUGAUGACAGGACGACAUCCUACGGCUAUGGGAAUGAGCCUCGGAGGAGGAAUGCGUCCUGCAGGCCGACACACGCCUCCCUGCAGUCCUGACAUCAAAUAACAAACCUGCAACACACUCUCACUGCAGUCUGAUAACAGAGCUCUGCUGAGGGGAGAUGAGAGGAUACCGAGGCAUCAAGUACACUUUGUUCAUCUUUUGCUACAUCUUCUGGGUUGUGAGCGCCGUCCUCACAGCGGUCGGCGUCUACGCCAAGAUCGCCAAGGAGAGAGAUGUGGUCGACACCCUGACAGUAGAUCCGGCUCUGCUGCUGAUCGUUGUCGGCUCUGUGAUGUUUCUGAUCACCUUCCUCGGAUGCUGCGGGGCGUUGCGUAACACCACCUGCCUGCUGAAGACGUUUCUGGGGAUCCUGGCAGCCGUCCUCCUCCUGCAGAUCGCAGCUGGAGUCGUAGGAUAUCUCUUCACUGACAUGGUGAUGGAGAGGACGGAGAGGCUGAUGAUGAAGGCCAUCAUCCGCUACAGGGAGGACCAGGACUUGGAGAACGCUAUUGACUUCAUCCAGAAGAAGUUCCAGUGCUGCGGAGUUGAGAGCUAUAAGGACUGGUCCCAUAACGUCUACUUUGAAUGUUCGGACACCAACCCCAGUUUGGAGGCCUGCGGAGUUCCCUUCUCCUGCUGCGUUCACCUACAGAACCAGACGGUAUUGAACACCAUGUGUGGUUAUGGGAUGCAGCAGCUGAAGGACAGUUCGGCUGGUCAUGACGUCUUCACUGUCGGCUGCCUGGAGAAAAUUGUCUCAUGGGCCAAAAACAACCUGCUGCUGGUGGCCGGUCUGACUGCCGGCCUGCUGCUGCUGGAGAUCUGCAUGAUCUGCCUGGCUGCCGCUCAGAUCUCCUGGAUUAAGAAAGUCCAACAACAAAAGAAAGAAAAUGUGUCUAGAAGCAAGUCGGAGAGGAAAGACAGCUACUGGUAUCCUGCUUUUGCUGACUUCGACGACGAAUAAAAUGAGAAUGCUUCUGAAAGAUCUGAAGCUGAUCAUGGAAAAGUCUCUAAUUAGGGAUAUCCGUUGACUUUGUGCCAGUGAAAAAAAGCUGAAUGUUGAUAAAAUGGAGCAAGCCUCGCUCUGUUUACACUGUGAAUUUAUAGUUUUGAUAUUUAAGUCGUGUAACCGGUUUAAUGUCUUGCUCCAGGAUGCAGUUGAACUACCUCAUGUUAUGCAGCCAAACAUUGUUCAAAAAACAAGAACUUAAUUUUUAAUGAUAGUGGAGAUCCCAAAGUUUAAAAUCAAAUCUGCAUCUUGUAUAAAAUGACACAAAAGACAGUAGCAGCUCAGUAAAGUCCAACUGAAAUUAAAUGUUAUGUUUACUGUCUGCUAAAGCUUUAAUAUCUGAUCUGAAAUUUAUAUUUUAUAUAUUUUGUUUUCAUGACAGUCAAGUCAGAAUGCUUUUAGUUGUUAUAUUUUUAUUGAUGGAGAACGUCUUUUUAUAACCAUAUUGGCAAAAAGCAGUAAUGUCAGCUUUAAUCACUACUGUUGUGUGAAUAUUAGCAGAUAAACAGGUGCCGUUAAACUGUUGCAGAAGAAGAGGACGCAACGAGAUGACGUCA